Molecule: messenger RNA, 1912 nt
Organism: Scomber japonicus (chub mackerel)
Lineage: Eukaryota; Metazoa; Chordata; Actinopteri; Scombriformes; Scombridae
Gene: kptn
Product: kaptin (actin binding protein)
Exons: 12
Coding region: 207-1523 (438 amino acids)
Biological process (GO): negative regulation of TORC1 signaling; actin filament organization; cellular response to amino acid starvation
Cellular component (GO): actin cytoskeleton; KICSTOR complex; lamellipodium
Molecular function (GO): actin filament binding
Source: RefSeq, a predicted model, not a curated record
UGCUGUGGAUACUUCAGUGAAGCUACAAUGAGCUAGAAAAACAUGUCGCUGAUGAAAAAUGUAUUUUAAAAUGUCUUUAAAACACAACAGUCGUUAUUACUGAACGUCACAGUGAGUCGUCGGAUGGAGUAGUGUAAGAGAGCAGCUAGUAAACAUUAGUGUACUGUGUCAGUGUUACAUUAGUGAGUGAAGUGUUACUCUGCAGGAUGCUCAGAGAGUCCUAUCCCUUCGUGGAGGACAGCUUCAGUCGCUUCCCGUCUCAGAGCAACAUCUACGGGUUGUGUCAGGCCGGGGAACAGGAGCUGCUGGCCGCUACUCUCAAAGGGAAGGUGGUGAGCUUCAGAUACCAGGAGCUGCAGCACAAAAUCCGACCUGUGGCCAAAGAGGUGCAGUUCACCUACAUACCAGUUGAUGCAGAGAUUGUAUCAAUUGACGCCUUCAUCAAGUCUCCACCCAAAAGAGGCCUGGUGGUGGGCAUCACCUUCAUAAAGGAUUCUGGUGACAAAGCCACUCCGUUCCUCAAUAUCUACUGUGACUAUGAACCCGGCUCAGAGUUCAACCUGGAGUCCAUUGCUCAAAGUUGCCUGAAUCUGGAGCUGCAGUUCACACCUUUUCAGCUCUACCAUACAGAAGUGCAGUGUGAGGAUGGAAGCAUCGAGACGGUGUUUCUGCUCAGUGGACAUGACCAGAGGAUCCACCUGUACAAGGAGAACGCCUCCCUUCACCAGUUUGAAGAGCAGCCAGUGGAGAGACUCUUCCCUGAACUACAGGAACUGCCCAGCAACGUGUUAUGGUUGGAUGUGUUGAGUAUACCUGGUGGCCGGAGACUGUCUGCAUUCGGCUGUCAGAACGGAUUCGUUGGACUGGCUCUGGUUAACCAGACUGGACCAGAGGUUUUGCAGAGCUGGCGGGUGCAGUUCGACAGUCCAAUCUCCAUAGUGCUGCUGUUUCCGCUCAGCUGCCAAACGGAACCCAACCAGCCUGGUGUAGAGAAAAGAGUGGAGAUGGAAGGAUACAACCUGCUGGUAACCAGCACUAUAGAGAUGGCAGUUGUCUACAGAGAUGUGCAGGACCGGGGUUUGUCUCAUUCGACGUGCCUCUCAGAGAGUGAUCAGUGGGACGCGGUGCUCUGUGCUCUGGUCAUUGACCUGGAUUUUGACGGGCAGAAGGAGGUGCUGUUGGGAACAUAUGGACAGGAACUCCUUUGUUACAAAUUUGGGGCGACAGGAAGCAGAAGAGAUGGAGACUUUCAGCUGCUGUGGAGGCGGAGCUUCAAGAGUCCUUUGCUGUCCAUCAUCUACUUAGACUUGACGGGGGACGGUUUGAGGGAGCUGGCUGUCCUCACACUGAAGGGACUGCAUAUCUUACAGCAUAGUCUCACCUACACCGCUGAUUUGGUCCUGGAACGGCUCACCCAGAAGGUGUCAGCGCUGACUGCCGGCUCUGAGCAGGACUCAACCAAAGACACUGAGGAGAAGGAUGCUCCUGUAAAGAAAGAGGAGAGCACAGUUGUCACACCAUAGAAUUAAGAAAGACAGUGUUCACCUCUGGAGUUCCAGUAGUUCAGACUGAAGCUUUCGCCUUAUUUUAAAGAUGCAAUGUGAGGAAUUUUCUCAAGGGAACCGUAUUCCUGAUUAGUUACAUUUAUAGCUACUAUAGUGAGAAGAUCAAACAUCACUUUCACCAAUCAAAAAAUAACACUGAGGAGACUGUAAGUGAUUGUAAAAGAAAAAAACUGAUGAGUUCAAAUGAAACGAAGCAAAUACAGUGACACUUACUGACCUUUCUUACACUAAUCCCUUAUCUGUGAGGAGGAGUAAGCUCUUUGGAAUUAUGUAAUUAUGUUGUAGACUAGUAGAUGACGCGCUGUAGAUAUUGUACAGCAGUUUGAGGAUAAUAAAUGACACAUUUA